Messenger RNA from Capronia coronata CBS 617.96, 1536 nucleotides. RefSeq lists its product as uncharacterized. The transcript has 8 exons. The record is from RefSeq and is a predicted model, not a curated record. Lineage: Eukaryota; Fungi; Ascomycota; Eurotiomycetes; Chaetothyriales; Herpotrichiellaceae. Gene Ontology annotation, molecular function: monooxygenase activity; iron ion binding; oxidoreductase activity, acting on paired donors, with incorporation or reduction of molecular oxygen. Bases 1 to 1536 code for a protein of 511 amino acids.
AUGGCUUCAAUCGCAUUGUUCGUGCAGGUACAUAGCCUGGCUCAGACACACUGGGUGGCCUUGGUCUUCGGGCUCCUCCUGGCCAGACUGCUGUUCAACAAAUAUGGGCGAAAGUUGAACUCGAUUCCAGGACCCUUUCUCGCUGGCUUCAGCGACCUCUGGCGGUUCUUCGAUGCGUGUUGUGCCACGCCUCAUGAAACUCAUAUCCGGCUGCAUCGGGAGACAAACUCGCAUUUCGUGCGAGUAGGACCACGAACCAUCUCGAUUUCCGACCCGACGCUGAUACCGACCAUCUAUGGAAUCAAUUCAGGAUUCACCAAGACGGAGUUCUACACCAUCGCCAUGCUGCCCUUUGAAGGAAAGGUUACGCCUGCCCUGUUCACGGCUCGAGACGAGCACAAUCAUGCUCUAUACAAGAAGCCCAUUGCACACGCCUACAGCAUGUCGACCAUGGUGGAAUACGAGCCGCUGGUGGACUCGACUGCAUCUUUGUUCAUGUCGAAGUUGGACGAAUUUGCCGCCAUAGGAGCCAUAUUGGAUUUUGGGGUCUGGCUCCAGCGGUAUGCCUUCGAUGUCAUUGGCGAAGUCCAAUUCAGUCAGAAGCUAGGCUUCCUGGCCUCGGGGACAGAUAUCCAAGGGAUCAUGGCGGAUAUCCGAUCGAAGAUCGGAUAUCUCGGUCGUGUGGGCCAAAUCCCAAUCGUCGACAAGAUUUUGACGAAGAAUCCGCUCUUCCUCAAAAUGGUCCCUACGCAUCCCAUCGUCACCUUCACCUUGAACAGAAUGAAAGAAAGGGGUUCCGUGAAGACAACUGGAACCACUGCAAAACGCGACUUCCUUGCAAGGUGUUUCGAGGCUCAAACCAAGUUCCCUGACAUAGUCACAGACAGGAUGAUAUUGAUGUACAACAGUGAUAACGUUGGUGCGGGGAGUGACACCACCGGGAUCUCGUUGCGAGCGAUCUUUUAUUAUCUGCUAAAGUCGCCGGCCAGCAUGCAAAGGCUCGUCGACGAGAUUGACAGUGCAGCUAAUAACGGUCUGCUCAGCGAAUUCGUCACAUGGCAAGAAUCCACCAGGUUGCCCUACCUCCAAGCAUGUAUCAAAGAAGGUCUUCGCAUGCACCCGGCCGUAGGGUCAAUCCUCGAGCGGUACGUGCCGAAGGAUGGGAUCUCGCUGGCGGGUCACUAUUUCCCCGAAGGAACCAUCGUUGGUAUCAAUCCUUGGGUCACAGCACGGGACAAAGAAGUAUACGGAACAGAUGCAGAUUUCUUUCGUCCGGAGAGAUGGCUUGACGCGUCAGAAGAGCAAUUGCUGGCCAUGGAGAGAGCCAAUCUUGUGUUCGGUCAUGGCAAUCGAGCUUGCAUUGGCAAAAGCAUCUCGUUGCUAGAGAUUGGCAAGCUUGUUCCUCAGUUGCUGCGGCACUAUAAGAUCUCUUUUGCACGCCCAGACCUGGAGUGGAAGAUUUCAGGAGGCUGGUUUGUGUGGCAGGAUGGAUUCUACGUCCUUAUUAGUCGUCGCACGGACAGGCCUUCAGCAUAG